Pelobates fuscus (common spadefoot toad) is the source of this 5268-nucleotide messenger RNA. RefSeq names its product enhancer of zeste 1 polycomb repressive complex 2 subunit (gene EZH1). The transcript has 23 exons. Gene Ontology annotation, biological process: heterochromatin formation. The record is from RefSeq and is a predicted model, not a curated record. Gene Ontology annotation, cellular component: nucleus; ESC/E(Z) complex. NCBI's taxonomy places the organism in Eukaryota, Metazoa, Chordata, Amphibia, Anura, Pelobatidae. Gene Ontology annotation, molecular function: chromatin binding; protein binding; histone H3K27 methyltransferase activity. The coding region runs from base 219 to 2711 and encodes 830 amino acids.
UGCGAGCUCCAGCCUCACUGCACUACCCUGACAACCACGCAGUUUGGAAUUGCACAACAUGGCGGAGGUGCCUCGGUAGGACUGAUUGACGGACUGACACAAACCAGCCAGGGAGGCCCUGCAGGCGAUUUGACUCUGGGAGAGGAGCAGGAGACAUAGCAUAUAUUUUCCAAGGAAGCAAAGUUGCAACCCAGCUUGCACAGAAGAACCAUCCUAAGAUGAGGUGUGUAACCAGCAAGGAUUGCACUCCUGUUUUACAGAGCACAAUGGAGCCUCCCAAUCCUCAGUACACGAAGACUUUGAUAUGCUGGAAAAAGCGAGUGCGUCUAGAAUACAUGCGACUUCAACAACUAAAGCGAUUUCAGACAAAAACAGCAGCCACAACUCUGUACGUUGAAAGUUUGGCAAAAGCCCAGGAAAGGAUAAACCUCUUAAAUGAAGAUUGGCAAAAGCUUAGAAUACAGCCAGUGCCGAUGAUGAAGCCUUCACAUGGACUUCCUUUCUUAAAAAAGAGCACAGUUGAAAGUAUCUUCCCAGGAUUCCCAGUUCAGAGCAUAUGCAUGAUGUCCUUGAACACUGUGGCUCUUGUUCCCAUUAUGUACUCUUGGUCUCCCCUGCAGCAAAACUUCAUGGUGGAGGAUGAGACUGUAUUGUGUAACAUUCCAUACAUGGGAGAUGAGGUGAAAGAGGAAGAUGAAACCUUUAUUGAGGAACUUAUUAAUAACUAUGAUGGGAAAGUACACGGGGAAGAAGAGGUGGAUAUCCCAUCUGCUUUGUCAACAAGUCCACGUUUACAUGACCGUGAGCGAGUGUUCAGGUAUGGCCACUCCUUCUCUGCAGGACGAAACAGCUCCAUAAAAUCAGGUUCUGGUCUCCUGGAUGACAUAUCCUUCCUGGAACUGAUGGAAGCUCUUCUCCAAUACAAUGAUGAAGAAGACACUGGACGAAAUUACCCAGUGGAGUCCAAAGGAGAUGAUGUGAAGGGGGAUGGGCCAAUGACUCGAAAACGGAAGCGAAUUGCUGAAGAAGGUGAGUCACAGACAAGCCCAGGAAAUAAUUCUGUCUUAAUAAAGGCCCCAGAAAUCAAAGAAGAUGGGGAAGAGAGGGCUUCAGUUCAGAGCAAAACCAGAGGCAGCAAGAGAUCCUAUAAAAGUAAUAUAUCUAAUGAGCUCAUCUUCAGUGCAAUAUCCGCUGUGUUUCCAGAGAGAGGAUUCCCUGAGGAAGUGAAAGAGAGGUACCGUGAGUUAACAGAAGCUUCAGAUCCCAAUGCCUUACCUCCUCAGUGUACGCCUAACAUCGAUGGGCCAAGCGCCAAAUCCGUGCAAAGGGAGCAGUCUCUACACUCCUUUCACACACUAUUCUGUCGCCGCUGUUUUAAAUACGACUGCUUCCUGCACCCAUUCCAUGCAAGUCCUAAUGUGUAUAGGAGGAGGAGUCGAGAAAUAAAGAUUGAGACAGAGCCCUGUGGAAUUCACUGCUUCUUGUUGCUUGAUGGAGCCAAAGAGUAUGCCAUGAUGAACAACCCUAGAUCCAAAUGCUUAGGGAGACGUCGCCGGAAAAAUACUUCAGUCUCUGCUUCUGGUUCCAGUACUUCAACCUCCGCUGUUUCAGAAGCCAGGGAAGGCGACAGUGAUAGAGAAACCAGCAAUGAAUGUGCUUCCAGUUCUUCAGAGGCAAAUUCUCGUUGCCAGACCCCCACCAAGCAAAGGCAGGGCAGCUUGUCUGGGGAACUUCCUGAUGUUUCAGAGCCCAGCGAACCUGUGGAGUGGUCUGGAGCAGAAGAAUCUCUCUUCAGAGUCUUCCAUGGAACCUACUUCAAUAACUUUUGUUCCAUAGCUCGUCUUAUGGGCACCAAGACAUGCAAACAGGUUUUCCAGUUUGCUGUAAAAGAUUCAUUAAUUCUGAAAGUGCCAGCUAAGGAGCUAAUGAAUACGGCUCAGAAGAAGAAAAGGAAGCACAGGUUGUGGGCUGCUCACUGUAGAAAGAUUCAGCUUAAAAAGGAUAAUUCUGCUAAUCAAGUUUACAACUACCAGCCCUGUGACCACCCAGAUCACCCAUGUGACAGCACAUGUCCCUGUAUUAUGACCCAAAACUUCUGUGAAAAGUUCUGUCAGUGUAACCCAGACUGUCAAAACCGAUUUCCUGGGUGCAGGUGUAAGACUCAGUGCAACACUAAGCAAUGCCCCUGUUACCUGGCUGUGAGAGAGUGUGACCCAGACCUUUGCCUUACUUGUGGGGCAUCUGAGCACUGGGACUCCAAGGUUGUGUCAUGCAAGAACUGCAGCAUUCAGCGAGGUUUGAAGAAACACUUGCUCUUGGCUCCAUCAGAUGUUGCUGGCUGGGGAACCUUCAUUAAAGAGUCUGUCCAGAAGAAUGAAUUUAUCUCCGAGUAUUGUGGAGAGCUAAUUUCUCAAGAUGAAGCUGACCGGAGAGGAAAAGUUUAUGACAAAUACAUGUCCAGCUUUCUAUUCAAUCUCAACAAUGAUUUUGUUGUCGAUGCUACUCGUAAAGGAAACAAAAUCCGCUUUGCAAAUCACUCUGUAAAUCCUAAUUGUUAUGCUAAAGUGGUCAUGGUGAAUGGCGACCAUCGGAUUGGCAUAUUUGCCAAAAGGGCUAUUCAAGCUGGUGAAGAAUUGUUCUUUGACUACAGAUACAGCCAGGCCGAUGCUCUGAAAUAUGUUGGAAUUGAAAGAGAGACUGACAUCAUAUAAUAUUCACCCACCUUGGUACUCUCAUGUACUUUGUCACUGUGUCAAGUGGCAUUCUUGUGUAACACUACUCUGUAACACUCUUGUAUUGAAUGUGUUUGCUUCAUGCAGUGAGUUGUGUAUAUACAUUUCUUGUUAAACAAAUCUUCUGUAGAAUGUGAAGGUACCAUGAAAACUAGUUAUUAAAACACAACUUAGAUUGCAUCGUUUAACAAGCUUAAAAUACUAAUUAAUAAUAGGUGCUGCCUGGCAAAGUAUGAUUAAAGGCUAAAUACAACCAGAGGUGCAUAGCAUAGGCUACGCGUACAGACCAUGCACAGAAAAUAGACAAAUUCAUUUCACACAUCCUGAAAUUCUCCAAUUACCAUAACACACUUUACUCAUUGCAUGGAGUAUGAGGCAAGGAGAUCCCCUGUACUCCUCUAUGUGUAGUUCUGUACUUCCUUCUUUGACCAUAAAAAUAUUUGCAUAGUCUGUGCUAGCUGAGUGGUAAAUGGCUCAAGGAAAAACUUUGGAAAGCUGCAUUCCCAAAGCUGAAUGGAUCUAUUUAGAAGCGGACAGCAGAUACGGAAUACCUGCUUUCAGCUUCUUUAGCAGUUCCACUUGUUAUAUCUGAAGCAACAGCUUCAGCUCAUUGGCUCAUGCAACAACAUCAAUGGAUUCAUAAUAUGUACUCUGUUUUAUGGUAGUUCACAAUCAGGUUGUGAUUGCUAAGGGCCAGUAUUUACGCCAUGUGUGCAAGCAGCUGCUAAAUGGGAUUAUCCAUGGAUCAAAAUAUAUGUGUGGAGGUGUAGUUUAUGCAGAUGAAUUGCAUAUACAUAGUGAUCUAAAAGAACUCUCCAAGUACCAUAAUGACUACAGUGCACUGUAUAGGUUAGAGUACCAGCAGUGUUCUGGAGCCCCCCCCCCAUUUUAAUGACUCAAAUAACUAUAGAACUGUUUGACUUCUUACCUUGUGUCCGUUGUCCCUACCUUGGACUGCUGUUCACUGCUCCAUCUCCACUACUUCCUGUGGAGAGCCGGAAGCUCACAUGUUCUGACCUAAGCCGCCAGAUCAAAGACCUAGCCCUGCUCAGGGCUUUGUUCAGGAAAGCUUCCAGGAGCUGCCAGCUCUCCUUUGGACAUAGUGGAGCAAGAAACAGACUCUCGGUAAGAAGUCAAACUGUCAUACAACUGUUUGACUACUUAGAAAGGAAUGUGUCAAAGCACUCCUGUCACAAUAAACACUACAUCAAGCUGUUGUGGUUAUGGUGCUUUGAGUGUUUCUUUAAUUUAACAGAAAUGAACAGUGAAAAUGCAGGGGUAUGAUCUUUACAUCAGAGCUUAAAAAGAGAUCCAGCUACAAGAAAGAAAAAACCUUAAUAACACCUCCCCAGUGUAUCCCCACACAAUACACACUGUAAACAAAGGUAUUCACUUCACAAAAUGUAACAAUCACGUGAGGUGUUUUUUUUUAAUAACAGUAUAAUAGCUGUGUGAGCACAAUAACAACUCAGACUACCUACUGCCAAAUGCAGCAAAAUCGAUAAGUCAAUACAAUUCAAAUUGUCUGCCUAUAAAAUGAAGACUAUAACGUUAAAUACCUCACUAUUUGCUUGGCAGCAUUUAAUAUUAAUAUAUAUCCAGAGAAUGAAAUAGCACCAUUUAAAAAUCUCUAAGUUAAAUCACACCUCUAUUUGUGGCAUGAAUAAAAACAGGAUUUAACUUUAGGGCUCUUUGUAUCAUUAUUGGUCAAAUACAGACCGAUUAUUCAGCAUAAAAGAUAAAGACAGAAUAUAGCCUAACACCAUUUAUUAAAGGGCCAACUAAAAACACAAUAGUCAUAUACCAUUUAUAAUGGGACCUGAUAAAGGUUUUAACAUGACAACGUGCACUUCAGUAUUAAGAUCUUCAGCUAUAAAACCUCCACGUCUGGCUCUCCUGUUCCCCCUAGUUAGCUUGCAAGAAGAUACUUCUAGUUCAGAGUCUCAAAGGGACGCCACCCUUUUUUGGCUUUAAUGAAACUAACCCUUAGUUUCAGGUCUCAGGACUCACUGGAUUAAUGAUGUCAUAUGGAACGGUACCACCCUCCAAACAUGCUUUCUCAAAGCAAUACCAUUUUAGUCCUUAAAUUAAAAAAAAAACAAAAAACUUUUAGUGCUGCUAAAUUAAGGUAUCCUCAAAUACUCAGUCCCAAACUCUCUUUAUUAUUGAAGUCUAUAGACCGGUAAGCAGCACAGAGGGAGCCCCUGCGCUGGAAAAAUGUGAGUAAAUCCAUAAUGCAGACCCAUUGGGUUGUGUAAAAAUACCUACACAACUCAAUGGGUCUGCAUUAUGAUGCUCGACUUAAUUGUAUUACCGGUACUUUUUUCUAAUGUGUUAGUUUAUUCUUCCAAAAUUUCUAGUGGUGCAGCCAACUAGACUUUCUCCACUCCAGUAGAUAAAUCACUUUAGAGGAAUCACAGGUUAAAUAAUUUAUUAUUUUCAUGCUCUCUUUUUAAUGUUCUUGACUUAAAAGAGAAGCAGUUUUUAUUUAUACUGCAUUAAGUACUUUUACAAGUUUGGCAGUUGCCACAGUAAU